UGGAGCUUGCAGCUCCAGUCAUCAGCAUUACCGUCUCCGUGGGGAGGGAGCAGCAGGCUGAGCCGUGCGGGGACAGUGGCGCUGGGGUGGCUCAGAGUCACUUGUGCAGUGUGGGUGGCAGGGCUGGCCAUGGGAAGGGUGGCCUGGCUCCCAGUGUGGGGGGGGCAUGGGCAGGAGCCAGGUGGGCUGCAGCCCCCCCCCAGUGUGUCCACGGGUGCAGUGGCUGCCCUGGCCUCUCUCUGUGCCACUCCUCCCUUCCCUCUCCCAAAGCAGGUGGGGAGGGAGCGGGCUGGGGUGCUAUUGCCCAGGCAUGGGGGGGGAAUUUGGGGCUCCUGCGGCCCUGCACAGCCCUGGGGGUUGGGGUGCCGUGACCCGCUGUCCUUCUCACAGGAUCCAAGGUGCUGGUGUGUCACCCUGCCUGGAGCCUGAGGUCCCGUGUGCCCAUCCGCCUCCCGACGUCACCAAUGCGACCAUGGGAACUGGCAGUGAAUAGGCGGCCACCCUCUGCCCCUUUUAACCAGCGCCGUUUCUCGGGGGGACCCUGCAGCAGCCCCGACCACCUCCGGCGAAGCCCCCCUGCCAGGCGUCAGUGGGGACGACGCGACCGACCUCUGGCAACCCUGCUGGGCCAGGAUGAGCCCCAGCUGCACCCUGCCUUCCCCCAGCAGCUGCCCGUCCCUGUAGAUGAGCCCCGCGCCUACGCUCUCCCCAGCACGCCGCCACGAAUGCUUCACCCGGCCGCUCACCCGCCCCACCAGAACCCAUUCAUGGUGGAUCUGCAUGACCAGGUGCACCAGGGACCUGUCCCUCUCUCCUACACGGUUACCACCGUCACGACGCAAGGCUUCCCCAUCCACGCCGGCCAGCACAUCCCUGGGUGCAGCACCCAGCAGCUCCCAGCAUGCUCAGUGAUGUUCAGUGGACAGCACUACCCGCUCUGCUGCCUCCCACCCCCGCUGAUCCAGGCAUGCGCCAUGCAACAGCUCCCCGUCUCCUACCAGACGUUCCCCCCCAUCAUCUCCAGCGACCAUUACAUCCUGCACCCCCCCCCGCCGCCAGUGCCCCCCCACCAGCCACCCCACAUGGCCCCCCUGGGGCAGUUUGUACCUCUCCAAGCCCAGCACCCACGCAUGCCUCUGCAGAGGAUAGACAAUGAUGUGGACCUACGAGGGGAGCAGCACCCCAUCGCGGGCUUCACGUACCCCCCGUCCCACCACGCUCCCACGCUGUCCCCCUCCGUGCCGCUGCAUUACCUCCCCCACGACCCGCUGCACCAAGAACUGCCAUUCGGCGUGGUGAGGGUGGCACCGCAGACAGGGGGGCACAGCAGUGUGGCGUUGGCACAGGUGGUUCUGCCCCCCCCAGGAAUGCCAGGGUGGAGGCUGGGGUUUUGCGGCCCCACACCAACUGCCCUGUCCUCCCCCCCCCCCAGCUCUAUGCUUCCCGUGUCACCGACGGCUGUGGGGCCCACGAUCAGCCUAGACCUGGACGUGGAUGAUGUGGAGAUGGAGAAUUACGAGGCACUGCUGAACCUGGCCGAGCGGCUGGGGGAGGCCAAGCCGCGGGGACUCACCAAAGCAGAUAUCGAGCACCUCCCGUCCUACCGCUUCAACCCUGAGAGCCACCAGUCCGAGCAGACCCUGUGCGUUGUGUGCUUCAGCGACUUUGAGGCCCGGCAGCUUCUCCGCGUCCUGCCCUGCAACCACGAGUUCCACGCCAAGUGUGUCGACAAAUGGUUAAAGGCGAACCGCACGUGCCCCAUCUGCCGGGCGGACGCGUCGGAGGUGCAGCGGGAGGCGGACUGAGGCUGGCGGGCGCUGUGCCGCACAAUUCGCUAGAGGACGAGGACGCCGGGCCAGGGGCGGGGGCCGCUGCCCGCUGCUAGGGCCUGACCCUGCGCUUACCCCCCCUCCCCAAAGCCUCUCCUCGGAUGUGGUGAGCAUUGAGCAGUCCGGGCUCCUGGCCAGCCCUCCUCCUCCCCGCCGGGGCACGGACUCGGCCGGACGCCUGCCCGCUGCGCUCCCAGGGCCCUGAAUCGUGUUGUGCUGGAGGCGGGAGGCGCGUGGCCGUGCCCUCCGUGCUCCAAAGACGCUGUUGUUCCUCCAUCACUUUCCAGGUCUUUGUACUCCGCUAGGGAAUUAGUGUUUUUUCCCUUUGUCACCUUUUUUUUUUUUCAUGGUAGGUUCCCCCCCUCUCCGUUUCCCUUUUCCGUUGCGUUUUUGGUUCUGUGGCUGUUUGACCCAGUGGCGCGCAGGCGGCUCCUCCCCUCGGCGUUGCUUGCGGAGGAUGCAGGGAGGAGAGAGGAGAGAGUGCCGCCGAUUUGAUGCCGGCGGCACCCUGAGCCGGAGCGCUGGGGCGGCCCCGGGGGCAGCCGGAGGAGGUGGCCAGUGGAGCGUGGCCAAGGUGGGACACCAGCAACCCCGCGGCAUGGCCGGGGCAGGAACGACUCUGUCCCCGCUCCCGCACACGGCCCGGCGCAGCCCCUCUCCCGCCUCGGCUGCCCUGGGGAGCCCCGGAGGGUUAUGGCUGCUUGGGGUCUUUCCCUGGUGGGAGGACGGUGCUGGCGCGGCCCCAGCCCCUCUCCCCGUUCAUUCCCCCGUGCCCGGCCGGUGCAGCUCUGGGGGCCAGGCCGUGUGGCAUCCCACGAGGCAGCCUGGCCUGGGGGGUGGGUGACCCCAGCCCCGUCCCAGUGGCCACGGGCAUGCGGUGUCCCUGGUGCCCCCCGCUGCCCGGCCCCCGGCUCCCGCUGUUGUUUCUCUGUCCCGCCGCCGUAAAUCGGAACAGCCCCGCGCCCCCGUCCUGCUGGCUGGAUGGUGCGGUGCGGUGCCCCCGGCCGGGGCGCA
Molecule: messenger RNA, 2843 nt
Organism: Haliaeetus leucocephalus (bald eagle)
Lineage: Eukaryota; Metazoa; Chordata; Aves; Accipitriformes; Accipitridae
Gene: RNF44
Product: ring finger protein 44
Exons: 9
Coding region: 465-1805 (446 amino acids)
Source: RefSeq, a predicted model, not a curated record